UUUUUGAGUCCUCUAGGUAGGUAUGUAUGACUACACACAUUUUCACAACGAUGUGAAUUUUAGGGGGUGGCUGUCAUCACUAUCAAAUUCAUGUAGCAAAUUUCCAGCAACCAUUUUUAUCCAUUAGGAAAAACAAGGGUCAUAGUAGGAAACUUCCUUGGUGGAAUCUGAGAAGCUGCCUGAUUUAAGACCAGAAACAACUGUGUCAGCUUCCAAGCAAGCACAAACACUCUGAAGUUUGCUUUUUUUCCUUAAAGAGCAGGUAUUGGUUGGAAACGUGAUUUAAAUGGCAGUUCAUUAGGUCAAACGUGUGAAUUAGCUAGGGGAAGUGCUUAGGGAAGCGCCCUAACAGGAGCACCAGUCUGGCCGCCUUCCGGGCUUUGUUAAAGUGCGCACGCGCUGUAACGCCCAGGCCGCGGUAGGAGGCGGGACACGCAGGCGUGACGUCACCGUGCGCCGUACCCGAGGCCGCGAUGGCGUCUCCUCGAGAGUCCUUGGUGGAGGAUCCAGAGGAGGAUCCGCUGCGGAGCUUUGUGAGAGUUUUGGAGAAACGAGAUGGCACGGUGCUACGACUGCAGCAGUAUAGCGCCGGCGGCGUGGGUUGCGUUGUCUGGGAUGCUGCCAUUGUCCUUUCCAAAUACCUGGAAACGCCUGGGUUUUCGGGCGACGGGACCCACGCGCUGAGCCGACGGUCGGUGCUGGAGCUGGGCUCGGGCACUGGGGCCGUGGGGCUAAUGGCCGCUACGCUUGGGGCUGAUGUUGUAGUCACCGAUCUUGAGGAACUGCAAGACUUGCUGAAGAUGAAUAUUAGUAUGAACAAGCAUCUUGUCACUGGUUCUGUUCAAGCCAAGGUACUGAAAUGGGGAUCAGAAAUAGAAGACUUUCCUUCACCAGACUACAUACUGAUGGCUGACUGCAUAUACUACGAAGAGUCUUUGGAGCCACUGCUGAAAACUCUAAAAGAUCUCAGUGGAUCUGAAACUUGUAUUAUAUGUUGCUAUGAACAACGUACAAUGGGGAAAAAUCCAGAAAUUGAGAAAAAAUAUUUUGAGCUCCUUCAGCUAGACUUUGACUUUGAAAAAAUUCCUUUGGAAAAACAUGAUGAAGAGUACCAAAGCGAAGAUAUUCACAUUAUAUACAUCAGAAAGAAAAAAUCAGGCUCCAUUUGAGGAGAAUAAGCAGCCCACUCUCUGGAGUGAGCAGGACCUCGGCUGCAGCUGCAUGGAAGGGAGUGGAGAUCACCGCACGGCCCUUCGGCCUUUCCUGUCUUAUGAAGCUUGCUCCUCUCGCUCUUCCUCUGCACAGAGGACCAGCAGAGGCAGUGGGUCACCGGCUGCCUUCAUGUUUUGUUCGGUGACUUGAGCCUGUGGCUGGUGCUUGGGAUCCCCCCAGCCGCCCACUAUCCUGUACAAGAGUCGGCCCUGCAGGGAGCAUUGCAGGACAGAGCCUGGGACGUGACAAGUGCUUUAUAUAUACUUAGUAGUCUUGCUACAGGAGCACAGAGAAAUGACCUCGGUUUCCAGAGGAUUUCAUUUGACACCUUGGCUCGAUGCGAUCUUCCUAACCUUCUGAAAGAGUUUAGAGAUGCAGGUCUUCUUGGGCAGGCUGGAAAUGCUGCUUCACUUUGGGAUCUCUCAGGACUUAUUAAAAGCAGCCGGGGUCGUGGGAAGCCUUGGUAUGGACUCAGGCAGGCGCUGGAAUUCUCUUCGACUUCAAGCUUGAACCUCAAGAUGGUUUGCCAGCAGGAACACACGCAUGUUUCCUCUCUAUGCUGACUUUGCUCAGAGUUCUUCAGCUACCUGGAAAGGCACAGCUCUUAAAGUUAGGGAUGACUGGGGCAAAGUGUAGAAAAUCGCCCAGAGAUCACGGCACACACUCCAUUCCAUGUCUUUAGUGCAUCACUCCUCAGUUGAUGGCUGGAGAAACAGGUGCACAGCCAGGGACAGCGAGGACCACGUUCUGGCUGCCACCACUCACCCAGGAACAGUGAACCCCACAGUGACUCACUACUCUGAGAAUCACUGCACAGACCAUUUGCCACAAGUGCCUUCUUACUUCCAGGACCCCGACCUCUUGAGGGCAAGGGUUAGGGUUAGGACUAUGGUUACUGUUAGGUAUGGAUUAAGAUUAGGAUUAGGGCUAGGAUUAGGGCUAGGAUUAGGGUUAGGGUUAGGUGGGGUUAGGUUUAUAGUCUGAAAGCUUCCUAUAUUUUAACAUUAACCCCGACCUUAAUUCUAAACGUAGUUUUGGCAUUAGCCCUUUUCCUAGACAUAAUCAUAGCCCUUAUGCUAAAUGUAAACCUAACCAUAGACCUAAACUUAAUCCUAACUGUAAUCCUAAACCAAGUCCUAAUCAUAGCCCUAGACCUAAACUUUAAUGUAAACCUAACCCUAACCAAAACCAUAGCAUUAACCCUGUCUAGCCUUACCAUAGCUGUAAACAUAGCUUUGCAUCAGCCUUAAACCUAAAUCUACCCAUUAUCCUAACCUGAAACCUAACUAUAGCCCUAGCCAUAACCCUUAUUUUAACCCUUACUCUAGCCUUCACAUUAACCCAGAACCUAACACUAACAUAAGCCUUACCCUAGCCCUUACACAAACCCUAAACCUAGCCAUAAAGCUAAUCCUAUCCAUAACUCUAGCCAUUGACCUAAAACUAGCCCUAGCGUUAGCCUUAAACUGACACAGACCAUAAACUUAGCCCUAGUCCUAAACCUAAAGCUAGCUCUAUAACAGCCUAAACCAGAUUGAGUUGGGGAUUUUGCUCAGUGAUGCUGAUGCCUGCCUAACAAGUGCAAAGACCCGAGUUUGAUCCUAAUACAAAAAAUACAAAAACUAGGCGUAACAAUAGCAUAGCACUUGCCGUAAUACUAAAUCUUAACCCUAAGCCUAACCUGAAAUUCUAACCUUAAAUAUAAGCAAAUUGUAAGUGUAAACCCAAAAAUAACCUGAACUCUAACCUUAGCCCUAGUCCUAGUACGACACCUAGUGAUAGCCCUAACCCUAACCUUAAAUCUAAACCUCAUGAUAACCUAAAAGUAAACAGCCAAUGAUCAAAUUGUAACUCUAAAACCUGUACUAACCCAAUCCUAACACUAAACUAGUCAGAAUACUAACCCUAACCGUGAAUUUAUCCCUAACCAUAAAUCUCACCCUAACACUUUCAACCUAACCCUAGUCCUAGCCCUAGGCCCUAACCCUAACCUUAACCCUAACCCUAACCCUUAGCAAAUUGUAAAUUUAAACUUAACCCUAGACUUCCGCUCUGGCCCAGCCCUCAGCUGUAGCCUUAGUCUUACUCUGUACCUAACUCUGAUCCAGACCCUAAUCUUCAGCAAGAGUCCCAAAGGCCCAAGAGGCAUCCAUACUACGGAAUUCCCUGUGGUGUUGGAACUGGGCCAUGAUUUCACUGACAUUCGCUUACCUUCGGGGAGGGGGAAAUAGGAAGCUGUUCAUCCUGCCCCAGCGGCCUCUCCAGAUUUUAAAUAUUCCAUCCUGUUUGUGGCUCUGUUGGUCUUUUUCGUGUUUCCAUCUUGUC
Molecule: messenger RNA, 3537 nt
Organism: Fukomys damarensis (Damara mole-rat)
Lineage: Eukaryota; Metazoa; Chordata; Mammalia; Rodentia; Bathyergidae
Gene: Vcpkmt
Product: valosin containing protein lysine methyltransferase
Exons: 6
Coding region: 474-1169 (231 amino acids)
Biological process (GO): peptidyl-lysine methylation
Cellular component (GO): cytoplasm; cytosol
Molecular function (GO): protein-lysine N-methyltransferase activity
Source: RefSeq, a predicted model, not a curated record